AUGGAGAGAUUCUCAAGCUUCACCCCUGACUCGCGCUACUCGGGGACGUCCAUGAGCUCGCUGGCGAAGAGCAUCACCGGCAUAUCGAGGUACUCCAAGAACUUGGAGAGCGAGAAGGAAUGGCUGCGGAGGAGGUUGAACGAGGGGACGCCGAGGCGUUCCUUUCGCUCCAGCUUGACAAGUCACUCCCAACCUCAGGCGCAGAGAGCUGCAGGAGCAGCGACAGACCUCGACGAGGUCAGAACCUCCCUGCUCUUUGAGCUGAACCACCUCCGACCCACCGCUCGUGAUAUCCCGCAUGACGCUGUGGCGCCUCCGAGCUCUGAGGGGUCUGACACUGCGCAUGCCCCGACUGAUGGAGUAGAGAGCGACGAGGGACGAGGAAGGGAAUGCUCGGCUGAGGGAUCUCCUCCUUGCCCCAUGAGCAGCACUGCUGAGGCCGAGCACAAGGCUGAGAUCAAUGGCUCGCUAAGAGGCGCUAUCGUAGGCUCUGAACCAUCUAGAGAGGAGCAGGAAGAGAGGUCCGAUCAGUCGUCCUAUGGCGCAUCGCCCAGCAGCAGAAGGGCUGGCAGCCAGGUGGAGUUGUCAGAGAGUUACCUGCUGAAGCUGCUGGCGUUUAAAGAGGAUGAGAUAGAGUUGCUGCAGGGAGAGAACCAGAGGCUGCAGGAGUCGUUUGUUCAGUCGCAAUCUCACGUCAAACAGCUGCGGCUGGAGCAGGUAGCUCAUAAGAGCGAGUUCGAACUUCAGUUGGACAUGGCAGGACGCAAGGUCCAAGAAUUGGUGAGGCAGGAGGAGGAGCUGCGCAGAGAGCUAGAGGCGGCACAAGUGAGGAUCGCAGAGCUCAAGGAGACACAGGAUGACUACAAGAGGUUCGUUAGCAACUUCGAGAAGAAGAGCGAGAACCAAGAUCGAGAGCGGCAGGAGGUGUCGAGGAAGCUGGACAAGAAGACGGUGCAGUUUGAAGACGUUCUGAAGCAGAACUUGCUGCUGCAGAAGCAAGAGGCCAGGCUCAAGAGCCGCCUGGUUGAAGUCGAGGGCUCCUUGCUGCAGGAGAACACCAAGUCAAACAACCUGAGGCUUGAGCUGGAGAAGCAGAAGAACGAGUUGGAGGGCGAGAACAGGAAGUUGAGUCAUCACAGCAAGAUGCUCGAGAGAAGGCUGAGCUCUCUCAGCAUCGAGAACCAACGGUUGCAGACAGGCAUGAAGCAAACCUUGUCGCAGUUGGUGGACGAGGUGCAGGUAGACGUGUUCGAGCUGAAUGAGAUGAUGAUUCACUACGACGCUCUCGCGAAGCGAUGCAGAUACCUUGAGGCGUACAUGGAGUCUGAAAUGAAGAUGAAAGAGAGCAUGAUCAGUCAACACCGAGCCGAGCAGAACAAGUCUCAUGCGGAGAUCGCAGACCUGGAGAGGAGGCUGGAGGCUGCUGAGCUCGACCUGCUCAAGGCGAGGGAUCAGAUCAGCACCAUGAGAGAAGAGAGCAAGAUGCUUGUAUCUGCCGCGGAGAAGCGAUCCCACGUCCUCAGCGAGGAGGUGGAGCUGCACAGAGAUAUCGGGAGAGAGAGAGAGCGCAAAUUGUCGGAGAUGCUCGCCGAGGUCAGAAAGUCUGCGGAGAAAGAAAUCUCAGCGCUGCGCAACGACAAGUUCUCGUUGGAGACAACCGUACAUGAUCUGAGGGAGACGAUGGAGGAGGAGAGGGAGCGGAGAGCAGCAGCAGAAGAGAGGCUAAACCUCGCAAGGAGGGAGCGGAGGAAAGAAGUUCGAGAGAUGGAGGUGCUGCUGUCGAGAUCCCUUCAGGCCCUGACCCCCCAGCUGGAUGAGAUCGACGCGCAGAUCGGGAAGUGCGGGUCAGACCUGGAGCAGGGGACGUGGCCGAUCAAUCUCUUCCUGCUCUACCUCAACAUGAAGGACCUCGAUGAGAUCUCGCAGAAGUUGCUCAGCGUCUUGCUCGAGGUGCUGACAGCGGCGACGGCGUAG
This is a messenger RNA of Guillardia theta CCMP2712, 1974 nucleotides long. RefSeq lists its product as hypothetical. Bases 1 to 1974 code for a protein of 657 amino acids. Lineage: Eukaryota; Cryptophyceae; Pyrenomonadales; Geminigeraceae. The transcript is spliced from 10 exons. The record is from RefSeq and is a predicted model, not a curated record.